Molecule: messenger RNA, 846 nt
Organism: Gigantopelta aegis
Lineage: Eukaryota; Metazoa; Mollusca; Gastropoda; Neomphalida; Peltospiridae
Product: alpha-1A adrenergic receptor-like
Exons: 1
Coding region: 1-846 (281 amino acids)
Biological process (GO): G protein-coupled receptor signaling pathway
Cellular component (GO): membrane
Molecular function (GO): G protein-coupled receptor activity
Source: RefSeq, a predicted model, not a curated record
AUGAAUACGACAAACGACCUCAGCGACGUGGACUCUGCGUCGGUGCUGUUCUGGGGUCUGCACAACCAGGGCGUCACCCUGGGUUACCUCAUGGUGAACGUCGUCAUGUUUACCAUCGGCUUCUUCGUGAUCUUCCUCAACGCCGUCGUCUUCUACGCCAUGACUCGAGAACACCCCUCGGACGACGACGUCAGCAACUACAUCAUCGCCAACCUGUCUGUGACGGACAUGAUCACGGGUCUGUUUGUUAUAUAUUCGGUGGCCUACAAUCUCGUCAACUUCCAGUCAGAGGUGGAGUGCUACAUCAGACUCGGAUUCCUCCACUUCUUCUCCCAGUCCUCCGUCUUUCACCUCGUCCUUCUCACCGCCGACAGAUACGUGAAGAUCAUAUUCCCUUACAAACACCCGAUCAUCUUCAAACGAAGGCUUGUCAUCUACGUGUCGGCGACCAUCUGGAGUCUGUCCUUCCUGUACGGUGCUCUGCUCGUCGUGGGAUGGCGCAGACCUCCACCGCCCGGUGUUCUGCCGUGCAGAUACUUGGAGACCCUCACAACCGGAUUCAUGAACCUGUCUUUGAUCACUUUCUACGGCCCGAGUUUCAUGCUCAAUGUGAUGUACGCUCAUAUAUUCGUGGUGGCCAGGAAGCACCAGAGAGCUAUACGUAACCUGGAGGUGGGUACGGACAGUCGGGGAUUUGACAAGAAGAGCUGGAAAUUAACCAAGACCGUCGUCAUCAUCAACGGAGCUUACAUAGCGUGUUGGACACCAAUAGGUAACUAUAUUAAUACAAUACUGACAGACAGAAACACAGACAGACGGAACGACAGACAGCAGCUAACUGACUAA